Messenger RNA from Sporothrix schenckii 1099-18, 252 nucleotides. RefSeq lists its product as uncharacterized. NCBI's taxonomy places the organism in Eukaryota, Fungi, Ascomycota, Sordariomycetes, Ophiostomatales, Ophiostomataceae. The record is from RefSeq and is a predicted model, not a curated record. Bases 1 to 252 code for a protein of 83 amino acids. The transcript has a single exon.
AUGAAUCUGCGCCUCGCCGAAGGCCCCCUCCCAGCCAGCGAUUUCCUCUUGGAACUGUUCCACGCUCCAGUGCAGAGGGUCAAUGGAGUCCUCGGACUGUGUCCGUUCAUGCUUCAAUGCAUGUGGAUGUUGGGCCUCGACGUCCGCGGAGACUGCAACGCCACUGGCCUCGCCGAUUGUCAAAGCCCUCUCGUGUCGAACUGGACGUCAUCUGGACAAAAGUGCGCACCGGCCCGUGGCUGGCCUGUAUGA